This is a messenger RNA of Drosophila ananassae, 1245 nucleotides long. It is a transcript of the gene EndoG, whose product is annotated as endonuclease G, mitochondrial. The record is from RefSeq and is a predicted model, not a curated record. The coding region runs from base 116 to 1048 and encodes 310 amino acids. Lineage: Eukaryota; Metazoa; Arthropoda; Insecta; Diptera; Drosophilidae. Gene Ontology annotation, cellular component: nucleus; mitochondrial inner membrane. The transcript has a single exon. Gene Ontology annotation, biological process: apoptotic DNA fragmentation. Gene Ontology annotation, molecular function: nucleic acid binding; single-stranded DNA endonuclease activity; metal ion binding.
UGGUAUUAUUCUUCAGUUUUCGAUUUUGAAACUUGGUCACACUAUCGUACCUGAAAUUGUGCAAUAGAGGUCUUUAAUGGUCCUUUUGACCAGAUUUAUCAAUUAAACCAGAAAAAUGAGCGGUCGAGGAGUUACUAGCAUAUUAACGAUAGGAGCCACCGCCCUUGGCGCCUUCUACCUGGGCUCCCACUUGGAGCGUCAGCGGCGUAUCGAUGGACCCUCCGACGGACACCCCCGUCUACCGGGACUUCCUACUUUUGGGACAGUUUCGGCGGCCAGUUUGAUUCCUGCCCAGGAAAGCAACAUAAGUCUAGCAGCAACACCAUCAAGGAUUGGACAAAUCAUGAAGUACGGAUUCCCGGGAUUGGAUAACGUUCGCUCCCACUCCGACUACGUGCUCUCCUACGACCGCCGGAAUCGAGUGCCACACUGGGUGUUUGAGCACCUGACACCGGACUCUGUGGCCAAAAACGAUGCUGUUGACCGGGCCAAGUGCGACUUCAAGCAGGAUGAGAGCAUUCAUCCGUACUUCAGGUCUCAGAACACGGAUUACAGGAGGUCUGGAUAUGAUCGCGGUCACAUGGCCGCUGCUGGGAACCACCGGUUGCAUCAGAAGCAUUGCGAGGAGACCUUCUACCUAUCCAAUAUGGCACCCCAAGUGGGCCAGGGUUUCAAUCGCGACGCGUGGAACACCCUGGAAAUGCAUGUGCGAAAACUUACCAAAAUCUAUCCGAAUGUAUAUGUCUGCACGGGCCCCUUGUACCUGCCCCACAAGGAAGGCGAUGGCAAGACUUAUGUUAAGUACGAGGUUAUAGGAGCGAACACGGUGGCAGUUCCAACCCACUUCUACAAGGUUGUUGUGAGCGAAGCCGCUGACCAAAAGCUCCACAUGGAAGCCUAUGUUAUGCCCAAUCAGGUGAUCAGCAACGACACGCCAAUAAGUGUAUUCCAAGUGCCCCCAGAAACUGUGGAACGAGCGGCUGGACUACUUUUCUUCGACCAAAUGAACAGAAAACAACUGGCCACCGUCAAUGGCAAGAAAGUCUAGAAUUUGUUAACUUUGUUUUUUGAAAUGUAAAUAAUAGUUUUGAUAAUUUGAAGGGAAAACAUUCUCCCCAAAGAAAAUAACCAACUUAGUUUUGGUUUUAGUUUAUUUGACCAGGGAGAGUCCCUUGUUUUAAUGUAAUUUGUUUCUUUUCCAAGGAACUUGUGAACGUUAAUAAACGUAAUCAAUUAAUACAGAUA